AUGGGGUACUUCUCAUCCAGUGUGGUUUUGCUUGUGGCCAUUUCCAAUGCGUUUGAAUUUGGACCCGUUACUGGGAGAGACCUUGCCAUCCGAGAUAACCGCAUUGGGGACCAGAAAGAACCUGCCGUACGCGAUCGGUCUUUCCAGUUCGUGCCUUCCGUGGGGAUACAGAACAGUAAGUUGCUUAAUAAAACUUGCUGUCUGAAUGGAGGGACUUGCAUCCUGGGGUCCUUCUGUGCCUGCCCUCCUUCCUUCUAUGGACGCAACUGUGAACAUGAUGUUCGCAAAGAGCACUGUGGGUCUAUCCUCCAUGGCACCUGGCUGCCCAAGAAGUGUUCCCUGUGCAGAUGCUGGUACGGCCAGCUCCACUGUCUUCCUCAGACCUUUCUACCUGGCUGUGAUGGUCACGUGAUGGACCAGGACCUCAAAGCAUCCAGGACUCCGUGUCAAACGCCGUCUGUGACGACCACUUUUAUGCUAGCUGGCGCCUGCCUUUUUCUAGAUAUGAAAGUAUAG
Messenger RNA from Mus caroli (Ryukyu mouse), 516 nucleotides. RefSeq names its product cripto, EGF-CFC family member (gene Cripto). The record is from RefSeq and is a predicted model, not a curated record. NCBI's taxonomy places the organism in Eukaryota, Metazoa, Chordata, Mammalia, Rodentia, Muridae.